AGCCCCGGAAAGAUGUUUGUACUCUCUCUCCUUGAAUCUGCUGCCGGCGAAGUAGUGAGUAAGGUGACUUCACUCGCUACUGAUCAAUUGAGACUCGAUAUCGUCUGGGGGUUCCGCGAAGAGAUAAAUAAGCUCAAAGAAUCCUCAACUCUGAUUGGAAAUAUAAUCCAUGAUGCUGCUCAUGAACCUGAAGAUCGGAAACUGCGGGCAAGGGCCGAUUGGAUGAAGAGGCUUAUAAGCGUAGCUUAUAAUGCAGACGAUAUUCUGGAUGAAAUAGAAUAUGAAGUUCAGCGUAUCGUUAUAAAGGAGACCAGCCUGGAUAAGAAGAUACUCGGCUUCUUCUGCAACAAUCCUGUUGUAUUUCGUCUCAAGAUGGCACGCAAGAUUAACAACAUCAACACAUCCUUGGAUGAUCUCUACAAGCAAGCAGCCAGUGUGGGACUCGGCAUGACAAGGAGAUCAAAUGGAGGUGCAGCAGCAAGUAAAGAUAAGCGGGAAACAACCUCAUUCGUUGAGAAAAAUGAAUUCACCUUGAAAGAUGCAACCAUUGUUGGAAGGGAUCAGGUUGUGUCAGAUAUAAUUGCAACCUUGACCAACUCCAACAAUCAAGAAAAUAUUCUUUCAGUGAUGGCCAUUGUGGGAUUGGGAGGCCUAGGUAAAACUACUUUGGCUCGCUCAGUUACCAAGCAACUGAAAGAAGGUGAAAUGAAAAGGUACUUUGAUGCAACAUUAUGGGUGUAUGUAUCUAAUACUUUUGAUGUCAAUUCAAUUUUACAUCGAAUGCUGGAAUCAUAUGACGACGUGACUGGAGCAAAUCUUUCAAGUCUGGAAGCAUUGAUUGGAAACCUCCAGCAAAAGUUGAAAGAGAGAAGGUAUUUUCUUGUACUUGAUGACGUUUGGAAUGAGGAUGCUAAUAAUUGGGAUGAUUUGAAGCGUUGUCUAUUGCAACUAAAUUCUGCUAAAGGAAGCUCUGUGAUUGUCACCACCCGUAGUGCCAAGGUUGCAUCAAUCAUGGAAACACUUCCUAGAUGCGAUCUAGAGACUCUAUCGGAUGAUGAAUGUUGGUCCAUAAUAAAGGAUAGAGCAUUUGCAGAUCCUAAUGCUCCGAUUCCUUCAGAUCUAGAGGGAAUCGGAAGGGACAUUGCCAAAAAGUGUGCUGGUCUUCCAUUGGCGGCAAAGGUUUUGGGAAGUUUGAUGCGUUCUAAGAAUGGUAGCAAUGAAUGGAAGUCAAUUAAGGAAAGUAAAGUGUGGCAGGUAUCAUCAGACAAAGAGGAUAGCAGGAUCAUGUCGGUUCUGAGGUUGAGUUUUGACAAUUGGGAAUCACCAUUGAAACAAUGUUUUGCAUAUUGCGCCAUGCUCGAGAGAGGUUCCUCAAUUGAAAGAGAUAACUUGAUCCAGCUAUGGAUGGCUCAAGGUUUUCUCCAUCCUUCUCAUGGUCACCAAACUGAGCAAGAGAUUGAAAUGGAGGAUAUAGGCAAUAAGUAUUUUGAGACUCUACUAGAGAACUCCUUGUUUCAAGAUGCUACAGAGGAUGAGGAUGACUAUGGUGUUAUCAUCACCCGAUGCAAGAUGCAUGAUCUUGUGCGUGAUCUUGCAAACGAAGUAUCCAAGUGUGAAAGCUGGACAUCAGACUUCAAUCAUGAGAUGGAAGAUCAUGAGAUUCGACAUGUUGCACGGGUUCCUACUGCAAUACUAGCAAAGAUGCCAAAAUCAAGUAUAUCAAGACUGCGCUCAUUCUUUUCAAAUAUCGGGGAGGUCUCUAAUACCAUUUUUCCAAAAUUUAGAGCUUUACGUGUCUUAAGUUUUUGUGAGACUGAGAAUCAGGAGUUGCCAUAUUCACUUAGCAAGCUGAAGCACUUGAGAUAUCUAGAUCUUUCUGAUGCAAAAAUCAAAGCACUCCCAGAGUCUAUUGGCAAGCUCUAUAACCUCCAAACAUUGAGAUUACCUUGGAAUCUUAAAAAGUGUCCGAAGGUGAUUCAAAAUUUGAUCAACUUGAGGCAUUUUUACUUUGGUGAGGAAAUGAAAUUUGAGGCUGGGAUUUUGGGGCGAUUAACUAAUCUCCGAAGAUUGCCCUUCUUUAAUGUGGGUGAGGAGAGAGGUCCUGCAAUUAAGGAGUUGGGUGGGUUGAACCAAUUGAGAGGCCACUUGAUUAUUAUUGGGCUAGAACAUGUAAGGGAUGGAGAAGAAGCAAAGAAUGCUCGCUUAGUGCAGAAGAAUCACUUACGUGAGCUAACAUUUGCAUGGACAGACAAUGAGGUACCUAAUGAAAACCAGACGGAGGUACUAGAUGGCUUGGAACCUCAUGGUAACUUGCAAAGCUUGAACAUUCACCAUUUCAUGGGUGCUAGAUUUCCGUCAUGGAUAUCAGCUGAAGGAGGAGAGGUCGUGAAGGUAUUUCCUUGCCUCGAACAGUUGAUGAUAGAUGGUUGUCCCAGCCUAGAGUCGAUUCGGAUCACACAGGGCAUCGCAUCUCUCCGUCAAUUGAACAUCUGGGCCUGUAGGGGAUUAUCGAGCCUAGAGGAUGGGCUCGAUUACUGCACCUCUCUUCUUGAGGAGUUGAAUAUAAGUUGUUGCCCUAAUCUGGUUUCAAUUCCAACCGCACAGGGCAUGCCGUCUCUCCGGAAAUUGAAUCUCUUCAAGUGUAAUGGAUUGUCGAGCCUAGGAAGUGGGCUCAGCUACUGCACCUCUCUUCAGGAGUUGGAGAUAAAGAAUUGUGACAAUCUAACAUCAAUUCCAAUCACACAGGGCAUGCCGUCUCUCCGGAAAUUGACAAUUGAAUGGUGUGGGGAAAUAUCAAGCCUAGGAAGUGGGCUCAACUACUGCACCUCUCUUCAGGAAUUGGAGAUAAGGGAUUGUAAUAAUCUAACAUCAAUUCCAAUCACACAGGGCAUCCCAUCUCUCCAUCAAUUGAACAUCUGGGCCUGUAGGGGAUUAUCGAGCCUAGGAGGUGGGCUCAACUACUGCACCUCUCUUCAGGAAUUGGAGAUAAAGGAUUGUUACAAACUAAGAUCAAUUCCAAUCACACAGGGCAUGCCAUCUCUCCGGAAAUUGAAGAUUUCUCAUUGUAAGAGAUUAUCAAGCCUAGGAGGUGGGCUCAACUACUGCACCUCUCUUCAGGAAUUGGAGAUAAGGGAUUGUGAUGAAUUGACAUCAAUUCCAAUCACACAGGGCAUCACAUCUCUCCGAGAAUUGAAGAUUGAUAGUUGUUGGAGUUUAUUAAGCCUACCGAGUGGGCUCCAAUUCUGCACCUCUCUUGAGGAUCUGGUUAUAACUGAUUGCUCUCAUCUAGUAUCCUUGUCAGUAUCAUAUGUGAAGUGCGACCACUCGGAGGAAAUUUCUCAAGGUGUUGAUGCGUAUUUGUCUGUACCGGAGGAGGAUUGCCGUACUGUAGAAUCUAUUCUUGCUCGGUUGUUGGAAUUAAAAUAUGUGCCCACAGUAGGAUUUCACCACCUCACUCGUUUGAAGACGCUCCGAAUUGGUGCGUUCUGGGAGGAGCUGGACGCCUUCCCUGAUUUUCAUCUUCCUCCUAAUUCACAACUUGUUGAGUUAUGGUUGUUUGGGUGGCCUACGCUCGAGUCUCUGCCCCAACAAAUUCAGCACUUGACUUGUUUAAAACAACUCUGGAUAAGUGAUUUUAAGGGACUAGAGGCUCUUCCUGAGUGGUUGGGAAAUCUUACAUCUCUUGAGUCUCUGAGAAUCUGCUUCUGUGAGAAUCUCAAGUAUCUGCCUACACAAAAUGCUAUGAAAAGCCUUACCAAAUUAAAGAAGCUCCGCAGUGACGGAUGUCCCCUGCUCAAAGAAAGAUGCACCAAGGAGACUGGCCCAGAAUGGCCCAAGAUUUCUCACAUCCCACAUCUUCAGUGUAAUUUUUUUACCACAUUCUCUUUAUUUCCUUUUUUCUACAAAUCUCUUUCUCAUUUUUCAUCUUUCUUAACUCAGUUGGCAAUUGGUGAUUCGCAAUGCCUGCCUUACUGA
This is a messenger RNA of Rosa rugosa (rugosa rose), 3975 nucleotides long. Its product is annotated as putative disease resistance protein RGA4. The coding region runs from base 13 to 3975 and encodes 1320 amino acids. The record is from RefSeq and is a predicted model, not a curated record. NCBI's taxonomy places the organism in Eukaryota, Viridiplantae, Streptophyta, Magnoliopsida, Rosales, Rosaceae. Gene Ontology annotation, biological process: defense response to fungus. The transcript has 2 exons. Gene Ontology annotation, molecular function: ADP binding.